GUCAACCACUAUGGAAUUGCAAUUAUAUGAAAAUUUCCAACAUGAUCUAAACGAAUUGAAUACAUUUCAAGAAUUCCUCAACAUGGAAAGCAUAAUAAAACGUAUCGAAACAAGCAGACAAUUUAACAGUUUGUGUGUAUCCAAGAAAAUAAAAGGAAGACGUUUUAAUCCGCUUGUGGAUUUGACAGAAUCCCAAUUUCGACGUAGCUAUAGAUUUAGCAAAGACAACAUGAAACGUUUGCUAGAAAUGUUAAAAGAUGAUUUGGAAAUCGAGCAACAGAAUGGUGAGAGGAAGGAACGAAAAAAUCAAGUACCGAUAGAAAAUCAAAUAAUGGCUGCAAUACGGUACUGGGGAGGGACAGAGCACACGGAAAUUACCGCACGCUUUCAUGGAGUCUCAUUUCGAACUUUAUUAAAGAUCAGUAAACGUGUAGCUGAAGCUUUGUCCUUUAAAGCCUCACGUUACAUACGUAUGCCUUGUCUAUUACUGGAAAAGGAGAAAGUAACGAAAUCAUUUUACGAUUUAGCCCAUAUGCCACAGGUAAUUGGAGCUCUAACUCAUACAAAGGUAAAAUGUAAGCGGUCUAAUGGUGACAAUGAAAUGCAAGCAAAAACCGAUGACAUUCUGCAUAUACAAAUCGUAACCGAUGCUGAUUUUAAAAUACGCGAUCUAGAUUGUCGUUUUCAAACUUCGUCGGUUGGCAGUAACAUGUUUACACCGGUCGAAAUAUUUGCUCAAACACGUAUCAAAGAACGUUUCGAACAAAAUGAAUUUCGUGGUCGUCUUUUGCUAGGAGAUGGUUCAUUGAAAUGUUCUUCAUAUCUCUAUACGCCGGUAACAUGUGCCAUCACAUUGGCCGAACAGGCUUUCAACAAUGCUCAACGUUUAACUUAUGAACCAGCCAGGUUUUGUUUAAAUCUUUGGCGUCAACGUUUUGCUAUAUUGGACAAUGAAUUGUAUGGUUCGUCUUCAACAAAUCGUCAUGUUAUUGUGGCUUUAGUUUUGUUGCAUAAUAUGGCCAUCGAAUGGAGUGAUUCUUCAUUGGAUGAUAACAAUAAAUUAAACACUUGCUGCCGUCCUUCUUUGUUGGAAUCUUCAAAAACAACGGAUGAUCGCGGUCGUUCUGAAUUUAUUAAAAAUCAUUUUUACUCUUCAAUACAUUGAAGGGAGUAGAUUAGAAAUAAAAAGAAAAAAACAUGAAUAA
Molecule: messenger RNA, 1205 nt
Organism: Calliphora vicina (urban bluebottle blowfly)
Lineage: Eukaryota; Metazoa; Arthropoda; Insecta; Diptera; Calliphoridae
Exons: 3
Coding region: 11-1165 (384 amino acids)
Source: RefSeq, a predicted model, not a curated record